CUCCAGAUACCGGUCAUGUGACCCCGUGCCGGAAGUUUCCUCAUCGUUAUGGCGGCGGAGAAAUGUCAUAAGUGAAGAGUUCUCCAGUGAAAACCCAGCAGAACCCGGAGUGGAGCCGACAGACCGAGGCCUCCUGGAGAACAUUAGACUGUCAACAGCGACAUGGGCCUGGAGAAGCGGAAGUAGAGCCGAGAAAAGCAGCAGAGCGGCGGCGGAAGAGGAGAAGUUUGAGCCCUGACUCAUCGUUCAGGCGUGUCCUCUGGCCCCUCCUCCUGGUCACCAUGUCUGUGGCUGAGCCGACGUCGGACUCGGCGCCGUUCUUCUCUGACGACAGCGAGGCGGAGGGUUCAGACGAGCGGCGUGAGGUUGCGGAGGAGCCGGCAAGCGGCGUGUCACGGGUCCGAGCCUUACUCACCGUCCUCAUCCUCUGUUACAUCAACCUCCUCAACUACAUGGACCGCUUCACCGUGGCAGGUGUUCUCCCAGACAUCGAACAUUACUUUGGGAUCAAUGAUGAGAAGUCCGGUCUCCUCCAGACAGUUUUUAUCUGCAGCUACAUGUUCCUGGCGCCAUUGUUCGGUUACCUCGGCGACCGCUACAACAGGAAGUACAUCAUGAGCGCCGGCAUCUCCUUCUGGUCUCUGGUGACGUUGGCCAGUUCCUACACCCCCAAAGAGCACUUCUGGGCUCUGCUGCUGACGCGGGGCCUGGUGGGCGUUGGCGAGGCCAGUUACUCCACCAUUGCCCCCACCAUCAUCGCAGACCUCUACGUCCAGGGGAAGAGGACCAACAUGCUCUCCAUCUUCUACUUCGCCAUUCCGGUCGGCAGUGGUCUCGGGUACAUCGUGGGUUCCCAGGUCAGCGCUCUGGCCCAAGACUGGCACUGGGCUCUGAGGGUGACCCCCGGUCUGGGUCUGAUCGCCGUCCUGCUGCUGCUCGUCAUCGUCCAGGAGCCGAAAAGAGGCGCCAUCGAAGCCCGACCGGAGCAGCAUCUGCACCAGACUAGCUGGAUCAAAGACCUGCAGGCCCUGAGGAGGAAUCGCAGCUUCGUGUUGUCCACCUUCGGCUUCACGGCGGUGGCAUUCGUCACCGGUUCGCUGGCACUCUGGGCUCCCACCUUCCUCCUCCGGGCCGCCAUCUUCUCCGGAGAAAAGGUGCCGUGUGAGGAGGGUCAUUGCUCCUCCUCCGAAAGUCUGAUUUUCGGCAUCAUCACCUGCGUCACGGGCAUCCUGGGUGUGGCCAGCGGCGUGCAGGUGAGUCGCGCACUGAGGACGAAGACGCCCAGGGCCGACCCUCUGGUCUGCGCCGCCGGCCUCCUGCUGUCGGCGCCCUUCCUUUACCUUGCCAUCGUGUUCGCCGAGGCCAGCACCAUCGCCACAUACGUCUUCGUCUUCUUCGGGGAGACCUUCCUGUCCAUGAACUGGGCCAUCGUGGCGGACAUUCUACUGUAUGUGGUCGUCCCCACGCGCCGAUCCACUGCCGAGGCGCUGCAGAUCGUCGUGUCCCACCUCCUCGGAGACGCCGGAAGUCCGUACCUGAUCGGAGUGGUGUCGGACGCCCUUCGGCGGUCGGACUCCUUCCUGUGGCAGUUCCGCUCUCUGCAGCUGUCUCUGCUGCUCUGCGCCUUCGUGUCCGUGGUGGGUGGGGCUUUCUUCCUCGCCACCGCCCUCUUCAUUGAGAAGGACAGACAGCGGGCAGAGAACUACGACCCAACAGAUGACGAGCCCAUUGUGGUUCCGAAAAGCGGGCGUUCGACCCGGGUUCCGGUGUCCAGCGUCCUGAUCUGACGGCAUCGGUCGUUAAAUGGAACUGGACUGUUCUACUGUUGGACGGUGGACUGUUGGACCCUUUGGACUGCUGAACACUUUGGACCGUUGGCCACUUUGGACUGAGACAUUUUCACCGAAUCGGACCCAAGACUCUGAUGGAACCCGGCUGAUCCGAGACCAGCCACCAACCCAGAACCAGAAGGGUCCGCUGUGUUCAGUUUGAUCCGUUUUCUAGCCUCGUGUUUGUAUCAGAUUGUUUUAACCCAAACAUCGAAGAAGAACCUGCACCUUUUUAUUCCACUUUUCAUCGUCUUUUAAAGCUUUUCUUGUGUUUUUAAUGACUUUUCUUCGUCAGCUUCAGGAAAAGACAUUUUAAAUCAAUGUUCAUAAUCAACGGUAUUUGUUAACUCAGAUUAUUUUUUUGUCAACCAUUAAAUGAGAAUUUACUUGAAUUAUG
This is a messenger RNA of Sphaeramia orbicularis (orbiculate cardinalfish), 2226 nucleotides long. Its product is annotated as protein spinster homolog 1-like. Lineage: Eukaryota; Metazoa; Chordata; Actinopteri; Kurtiformes; Apogonidae. Gene Ontology annotation, molecular function: transmembrane transporter activity. The transcript is spliced from 13 exons. The record is from RefSeq and is a predicted model, not a curated record. Gene Ontology annotation, cellular component: membrane. Bases 282 to 1787 code for a protein of 501 amino acids. Gene Ontology annotation, biological process: transmembrane transport.